AUGGGAUUUCCAGCUGCGAACAGCAGUGGAACUUUCAUAGCGAUGUCUACAAGUACUAUCGAUCUUGAUCGACUUCAAUAUCAUGUCUGCCUGCUUCUUAGUGGCAUAUAUUUACAGCAAAGUGAACGUAUGAAGGCCAAACAAUUAACAGAUAAAGCACAAGAAAUAGCUGAGAAGCUAAAAGAUGAAAUGAUGAUUGCGGAAAGUUUAUAUAGAUAUGGUGACAUUAAGCAAGAAGAAGGAGAUUGGAAUGGGGCAUUAAAUUGUUAUAUGAAAUCUGUUAAUAUAAAAUUAAGAUAUGGAGAUGAAUAUAAUCUGAGUAUCGCUAAUUCAUACCAAAAGAUAGGAAUCGUUUACUAUAGCCAGGGUAAUUAUAAAGAGGCUGAAUGCAUGUUUAAAAAAUUACUCAAAAUUACAUUAUCAGUCUUAGGUCAUAAUCAUCCCGAUGCUGCCGCGUCAUAUAACAACAUGGGAGCUGUAUAUUCUAAUCAAGGCAAGUAUGAAGAGGCUAUAUCUAUGUAUGAGAAGUCGCUCAAAAUUUCAUUGCCAGUCUUAGGUCAUAAUCAUCCCGAUGUUGCCGCAUCAUAUAACAACAUGGGAGAGGCAUAUAGACAUCAAGGCAAGCGUGAAAAGGCUAUUUCUAUGUAUGAGAAGUCGCUCAAAAUUAGAUUGUCAGUCUUAGGUCAUAAUCAUCCUGAUGUUGCCGCGUCAUAUAACAACAUGGGAGCUGUAUAUUCAGAUCAAGGCAAGCAUGAAGAAGCUAUUUCUAUGUAUGAGAAGUCGCUCAAAAUUACAUUGUCAAUCUUUGGCCAUAAUCAUCCUGAUGUUGCCGUAUCAUAUAACAACAUAGGAGCUGUAUAUUCUAAUCAAGGCAAGUAUGAAGAGGCUAUUUCUAUGUAUAAGAAGUCGCUCAAAAUUAGAUUGUCAGUCUUUGGUCAUAAUCAUCCUAAUGCUGCCGUAUCAUAUAACAACUUGGGAACUGUAUAUUUAGAUCAAAGCAAGCAUGAAGAAGCUAUUUCUAUGUAUAAGAAGUCACUCGAAAUUAUAAUAUCAGUCUUAGGUCAUAAUCAUCCCGAUGUUGCCGUAUCAUAUAAUAACAUGGGAGCUGUAUAUUCUAAUCAAGGCAAGCAUGAGGAGGCUAUUUCUAUGUAUGAGAAGUCACUCAAAAUUAAACUGUCAGUCUUAGGUCAUAAUCAUCCCGAUAUUACCGUAUCAUAUAACAAUCUGGGAAAUGCCUAUUUAGAUCAAGGCAAGUAUGAAGAGGCUAUUUCUAUGUAUGAGAAGUCACUCAAAAUUAGAUUAUCAGUCUUAGAUCAUAAUCAUCCCGAUAUUGCUGUAUCAUAUAACAACAUGGGAGAGGCAUAUAGACAUCAAGGCAAGCAUGAAGAAGCUAUUUCUAUGUAUGAGCAGUCACUCAAAAUUAGAUUGUCGGUCUUAGGUCAUAAUCAUCCAGAUGUUGCCAUGUCCUAUAACAAUCUAGGAAAUGCGUAUAGACAUCAAAGCAAGCAUGAAGAAGCUAUUUCUAUGUACGAAAAGUCACUCAAAAUUACAUUGCCAGUCUUAGGUCAUAAUCAUCCCGAUGUUGCCGGAUCAUAUAGCAACAUGGGAGCUGUAUAUUCUAAUCAAGGCAAGUAUGAAGAGGCUAUUUCUAUGAAUAAGAAGUCACUCAAAAUCAGAUUGUCAGUCUUAGGUCAUAAUCAUCCCGAUGUUGCCGCGUCAUAUAACAACAUGGGAGAGGUAUAUAGACAUCAAGGCAAGCAUGAAGAAGCUAUUUCUAUGUAUGAGAAGUCGCUCAAAAUUACAUUGUCAGUCUUAGGUCAUAAUCAUCCCGAUGUUGCCGCAUCAUAUAACAAUCUAGGAAAUACGUAUUUUAAUCAAGGCAAGUAUGAAGAGGCUAUUUCUAUGUAUGAGAAGUCACUCAAAAUUAGAUUGUCAGUCUUAGGUCAUAAUCAUCCUGAUGUUGCCGUAUUAUAUAACAAUAUGGGAGCUGUAAAUUUAGAUCAAGGCAAGUAUGAAGAGGCUAUUUCUAUGUAUGAGAAGUCGCUCAAAAUUACAUUGUCAGUCUUAGGUCAUAAUCAUCCCGAUGUUGCCGCGUCAUAUAACAACAUGGGAGAGGCAUAUAGAUAUCAAGGCAAGCAUGAAGAGGCUAUUUCUAUGUAUGAGAAGUCACUCAAAAUUACAUUGUCAGUCUUGGGUCAUAAUCAUCCCGAUAUUGCCGGAUCAUAUAACAAUCUAGGAAAUGCGUAUAGACAUCAAGGCAAGCAUGAAGAAGCUAUUUCUAUGUAUGAGAAGUCACUCAAAAUUACAUUGUCAGUCUUAGGCCAUAAUCAUCCCGAUGUUGCCGGAUCAUAUAACAAUCUAGGAAAUGCGUACUCUAAUCAAGGCAAGUAUGAAGAGGCUAUUUCUAUGUAUGAGAAGUCACUCAAAAUUCGAUUGUCAGUCUUAGAUCAUAAUCAUCCCGAUAUUGCCGCGUCAUAUAACAACAUGGGAGAGGCAUAUAGACAUCAAGGCAAGCGUGAAGAGGCUAUUUCUAUGUAUGAAAAGUCGCUCAAAAUUAGAUUGUCAGUGUUAGGUCAUAAUCAUCCCGAUGUUGCCGUAUUAUAUAACAAUAUGGGAGCUGUAUAUUUAGAUCAAGGCAAGCAUGAAGAGGCUAUUUCUAUGCAUGAAAAGUCACUCAAAAUUAGAUUGUCAGUCUUAGGUCAUAAUCAUCCUGAUGUUGCCGGAUCAUAUAACAACAUAGGAACUGUAUAUUCUAAUCAAGGCAAGCAUGAAGAGGCUAUUUCUAUGAAGAAGAAGUCACUCAAAAUUAGACUGUCAGUCUUAGGUCAUAAUCAUCCCGAUGUUGCCGCGUCAUAUAACAACAUGGGAGAGGUAUAUAGACAUCAAGGCAAGCAUGAAGAAGCUAUUUCUAUGUAUGAGAAGUCGCUCAAAAUUACAUUGUCAGUCUUAGGUCAUAAUCAUCCCCAUGUUGCUGCAUCGUAUAACAACCUAGGAAAUGCGUAUUUAGAUCAUGGCAAGCAUGAAGAGGCUAUUUCUAUGUAUGAGAAGUCACUCAAAAUUAGAUUGGCAGUUUUAGGUCAUAAUCAUCCUGAUGUUGCCGGAUCAUAUAACAAUCUAGGAAAUGCGUAUAGACAUCAAGGCAAGCAUGAAGAAGCUAUUUCUAUGUAUGAGAAGUCACUCAAAAUUACAUUGUCAGUCUUAGGUCAUAAUCAUCCUGAUAUUGCUGCAUCAUAUAACAACAUGGGAGCUGUAUAUUCUAAUCAAGGCAAGUAUGAAGAGGCUAUUUCUAUGUAUGAGAAGUCACUCAAAAUUCGAUUGUCAGUCUUAGAUCAUAAUCAUCCCGAUAUUGCCGGAUCAUAUAACAAUCUAGGAAAUGCGCAUAGACAUCAAGGCAAGCUUGAAGAAGCUAUUUCUAUGUAUGAGAAGUCACUCAAAAUUAGAUUGUCAGUCUUAGAUCAUAAUCAUCCCGAUGUUGCCGUAUCAUAUAACAAUCUAGGAAAUGCACAUAGACAUCAAGGCAAGCUUGAAGAAGCUAUUUCUAUGUAUGAGAAGUCACUCAAAAUAACAUUAUCAGUCUUAGAUCAUAAUCAUCCCCAUGUUGCCGCAAUAUAUAACAAUAUGGGAGCUGUAUAUGUAGAUCAAGGCAAGCAUGAAGAAGCUAUUUCUAUGUAUGAGAAGUCGCUCAAAAUUACAUUGUCAGUCUUAGAUCAUAAUCAUCCCCAUGUUGCCGUAUCAUAUAACAACAUAAGAGCUGUAUAUUCUAAUCAAGGCAAGCAUGAAGAGGCUAUUUCUAUGUAUAAAAAGUCACUCAAAAUUACAUCGUCAGUCUUAGGUCAUAAUCAUCCCGAUGUUGCUCUAUCAUAUAACAAUCUAGGAAAUGCGUAUGAUAAACAAGGCAAGCAUGAAGAGGCUAUUUCUAUGUAUGAAAAGUCACUCAAAGUUACAUCGUCAGUCUUAAGUCAUAAUCAUCCCCGAUGUUGCUCUAUCAUAUAA
Trichoplax adhaerens is the source of this 3993-nucleotide messenger RNA. RefSeq lists its product as uncharacterized. The coding region runs from base 1 to 3993 and encodes 1330 amino acids. The transcript has 2 exons. Gene Ontology annotation, cellular component: kinesin complex. NCBI's taxonomy places the organism in Eukaryota, Metazoa, Placozoa, Uniplacotomia, Trichoplacea, Trichoplacidae. The record is from RefSeq and is a predicted model, not a curated record. Gene Ontology annotation, molecular function: protein binding.